Molecule: messenger RNA, 1281 nt
Organism: Cucurbita moschata (crookneck pumpkin)
Lineage: Eukaryota; Viridiplantae; Streptophyta; Magnoliopsida; Cucurbitales; Cucurbitaceae
Product: probable galacturonosyltransferase-like 3
Exons: 1
Coding region: 15-1016 (333 amino acids)
Cellular component (GO): Golgi apparatus
Molecular function (GO): glycosyltransferase activity
Source: RefSeq, a predicted model, not a curated record
AAAGAAAAACCCUAAUGGCCUUUCUGGUUCUACUCUUCUUCAUCGCCGUAACCGUAUGGGUUCCGUCGACGGUCGUCGCCGGUGACCUUCCGGUGUUUAGAGAAGCGCCGGCAUUCCGAAACGGUCGAGAAUGUCUCCGUACGACGAAGCCAUCCGUCAUCCACAUCGCCAUGACUUUAGACGGUACGUACCUUCGGGGAUCGGUGGCCGGAGUGUUUUCAGUACUUCAGCACUCAUCCUGCCCGGAAAACAUCGUGUUCCAUUUCAUCGUCACUCACCGGCGGUUAGAGCUUCGGCGUAUUAUCACCACCACAUUCCCCUACCUGAACUUCUAUCUCUACCAUUUCGAUUCAAAUCUGGUAAGAGGAAAAAUCACCUACUCCAUUCGACGAGCUUUAGAUCAGCCGCUGAAUUACGCGAGAAUGUAUCUAGCGGACCUAUUACCAACCACCGUCGGAAGAAUCAUCUACUUCGAUUCAGAUCUGGUGGUGGUGGACGAUGUAGCGAAGCUUUGGAAAAUCAAUUUGGGGAAUCACGUGCUGGGAGCGCCGGAGUAUUGCCAUGCAAAUUUCACGAAUUACUUCACCCCGAAAUUCUGGUUGAAUUCGGAACACGCGGCGGCGUUCAAGGGGCGGAAAGCGUGCUAUUUCAACACAGGGGUGAUGGUUAUCGAUUUGGAGAAAUGGAGGGAAGGGAAGUACACGGAAAGGUUGGAGAAAUGGAUGAGGAUUCAGAAGAGGAACAGAAUUUAUGAGUUGGGAUCGCUGCCUCCAUUUUUGCUCGUUUUUGCUGGCGAUGUGGAAGGAGUAGCGCACCGGUGGAACCAACAUGGGCUGGGCGGGGAUAAUCUGAAAGGGGUUUGUAGGAAUCUUCAUCCUGGUCCAGCCAGUCUACUCCAUUGGAGUGGGAAGGGGAAGCCAUGGCUCAGAUUGGAUGCCAAGAAGCCAUGUCCACUCGACAGCUUAUGGGCUCCUUACGAUCUUUCUCGUCAUUCCUCUCUGUUUUCUGAUAAUUGAAGUCGCCGGAGGAAGCUCUGCCGCCGGUGACGGCUCAUUAAGCUGAGCUCAUGGUUCAACCGUGGGGCGCGUCGGCCUGUUGGGUUGGUUGUAUUUUGGGCUGGGCUACAGCCUGCAACAUUGUAAAAACGGAUUCCUUUUUUCUUUUAUUUUUAGACAAAAUGAUUUUUUAGGUUCAAACGAUCUCUGUGAUGUGAUGUAGAUUGAAUCAGUGACUGCAAUCAUAUGCUUUCUUUUAAUCCAACUCAUGAAAUUAGUGAGUGAA